Messenger RNA from Penaeus monodon (black tiger shrimp), 1536 nucleotides. Its product is annotated as serine protease inhibitor-like. Bases 61 to 1428 code for a protein of 455 amino acids. Gene Ontology annotation, molecular function: serine-type endopeptidase inhibitor activity. The transcript has 6 exons. Lineage: Eukaryota; Metazoa; Arthropoda; Malacostraca; Decapoda; Penaeidae. The record is from RefSeq and is a predicted model, not a curated record.
CAGUGUUAUGUUGUUAGCAGUGUGUUGCAAUUUUUGUGCGUUGAAAUUUUGGCAGCGAAGAUGAGAACCUUUGAGGUCUUCGCGGUUCUCGCCCUCGAAGUCGGCCUGAGCGUCGUGCAUCCACAGUGCAUCAGCGGGAACGACUCCUUUCCCUCCCCGACCAGCCCUAACCUCGAAAUAUUCAUAGGCUUCAACAUGAAACUCUUCGCCGAGGUCCUCCCUCAGCAGGGGAACUUCGUCUUCUCUCCUUACACCGUCUGGAGGAGCCUUCUGCUGGCUUACUUCGGUUCGCAGGGCAAGACGCUGAAGGAGCUCGCGUGGGCGUUGCCGGCCUAUGACAAGACGGAGACUCUGGCCAUCUUCAAGGCGACGACUCUGAUGUACGAGGGCCCCGACGCCUUCGAAUCUCUCUUCGCCACGAGCAGCCGCCUCUACCUGGACGAUGGCAUCCCCGUCAGGGACUGUGUUUUCGACCUUCUCAAGGAAAACAUCACGCUGGUGGAGUUUGAUCAGCCGAAGUUGGCAGCCAAGAGGAUCAACUCCGCCGUCGGGGAGGACACGCGUCACAUGGUCCGGGAGUUGGUCUCGGCGAGCGACCUGCGGAGCAAGCAAGCCGUGUCGGUGAGCGCCGCCUUCUUCAAGGGCGCCUGGGAGCAGCCCUUCCGCCCCGAGAACACGACCCACGAGAAGUUCUUCACCGAGAAUGACGUCUACGUCACGCUGGACAUGAUGCACCAUAUCGGCCACUUCAGAAAGACGCACUCCAAGAGCUUGAACGCCUCCGUCCUCGAGUUGCCCUUCCUCGGCGAGUCGGCCUCCAUGCUCGUCGUUCUCCCGGACAAGAAGGACAUUCGCAUCGACCUGAAACUUGUCUUGAGCAAGCUGGAGAGGUCGAGGAAGUCCGUGUUCUUCGUGUCGGCCAAGCGGAGGACGAAGGUGUCGGUCAAGCUGCCCAGGUUCACCAUUGAGGCCACGGUCACGGAGAGCCUCACACAGGCUCUCAGGCGCUUGAAUAUUAGCGACCUCUUCUCCGAGAACGCUAACCUGUCCUCUUACAUCGACGUACACCGUAAGGAAGAAAAUGGAAUAGGCGGAGGAAUAGGAGGAGCAGAAAGAGGAGGAAAACGUAUAGGAGAGAGAGGAAAAGGAGAAAGCGGAAUAACCAAAGCACGCGUGAGCGCCAUCUUUGAGAAAGCCGUGGUAGUGAUUGACGAGGGAGGUCUCUCGCCGGAGCUGGAGGGCAACCCCAACCCGGCGGGUAGGGUCAUCCGCCGCACCAAGCUGUUCGAGUGCGACCGCCCCUUCGCCUUCUUCAUCGUCGGGAACAAGAACAAGGCCAUCCUCUUCAUGGGCGUGUACAGAGGCCCGACGGAAGACUUGAUAAGGGGCAUAGAUCCGAUUCACUACAAGAAGAGUAAGACCUACUGAUAGCGAUUUUCGUGUCAUAUUUCAGUAUUCUUAGCCAGACCUUGUUGGCUUGGUCAUCAUAAUCUAUGAACAAUUCAUUAGCGAAAUUAAUAAAUAAGGUUAAUAACA